Molecule: messenger RNA, 4354 nt
Organism: Exophiala dermatitidis NIH/UT8656
Lineage: Eukaryota; Fungi; Ascomycota; Eurotiomycetes; Chaetothyriales; Herpotrichiellaceae
Exons: 1
Coding region: 324-4121 (1265 amino acids)
Biological process (GO): early endosome to late endosome transport
Cellular component (GO): late endosome; tubular endosome; transport vesicle
Molecular function (GO): phosphatidylinositol binding; guanyl-nucleotide exchange factor activity; SNARE binding
Source: RefSeq, a predicted model, not a curated record
GGGAAGUUUAGCGUGCAGUGGUAGGAGUACUAACAGUACUAGCACCCGGAGCAGUUACUAUUAGCACACUGGCAUCUGGCAUCACCUCAACUGCGCCCUGGCAUGUGGCUUUCUUUCAUCGUGCUCACCUACAGUACACUGGCAGUGUCUAUCACUUUCAGAACAGUCUGCUCUUGCGCACCACUGUAUCCGAUUACAACGCCAUUCUGCCUUAGCACUAUCUCUAACUUGAACUCAUUCAACAGCUCGACGCUGAACCCUCCUCACCUCCGAUGCCAACGCCUCGAUGAUCCGCAGUGUCAGCCUUCGGCGCAUCGGCCUGGAUGCCCGUCCUGAAUCCCUUUCUACGCGCGCUCUUUCAGAGUAGCGUGUUAGGAACCGCCCUCUCGGCCCAGAACUAUGUCCUGCUCGUUCCAACAACCGAGUCGCUUCUGUAUGGCCAAGAUCGAGACACUCACAAGCGGUUCGUCGAUCAAGUUGAAGACGAGGAGUUCCUGGGUAGCCACAUCCUCCGGGUAGGCCCCAAUGUGACGACAAAAGAUGUCAAUGUUCGGGAAAGUAGGGGCAAGGCGAAGACCUAUUCCACUGUGAAUGGGAGAUCGGUCAUUCUCAAAGAGAAUGUCGUCUACACUAAUAAAGGGUUCAAGCAGUUGACCCAGUCCACACUUUUGGCCGAUCUCCUGUACUAUUCGCCCGGCAAUGACAUGCAACAAUGGCUUGUGUACUACAUCACAAAGCCGCUUACCGGUGCGUUCGAGCCGCUGCCUAUCAAGCCGGCGGUAAUAGGAGAGACCAAGCUGCUUCCAUCUGUACCUGCGGCGUCAUCCUCGGAGCCUCCCACGCCGCCGAAGAAGGACAUCAAGACGUUCGGGGAGCUUUUAAACAGCUUCCCGAUGAUCGCGCGUCAGAUGCAGCCGGGCUUGGAGAGGUUGUUCAAUGAGUUCGGGAAAGAACUGGGCAGACCUCUGCCUCCACCCCCUUCUCGCAGUCCCACGAUAGGCUCAAUGGACGGAACCACUCAGGUGUCGGAAACAGACUCGGUCAAAUCGAAUGGCUCCCUAAAGUUACCGUUCAACUCGGCAGCGUAUUUCGAGGAUGAAGAGGAUCUCAUGAGGAGAGCACUUGAGACGGCUGUUACUGCGGCGAUCGACCUGUUUCAGGGGGUAGACAAACAACAACUGUCCUACCUCGGAGCCACGACCGAUCUGACGGGUCCAGAGGUGGAGAGGCUGAUUGAGCGGUACGUUGCCGAGUACGUUCAUGAAUCUCUAUUGUUCCCGCGCCUAUGCGCUUUUUAUAAAGCGCAAGACCAGGAGCUAGACCGCCGAAUACGACAGAUGGACUGUCUGGAUGUCUCCCAAGUUGGCAUCUCUAUCGAGGAUGGCCGGAAUGGCAAGCGGGAGCUGAUGAGUCGCAUCUCUCGCGGCGUGGCCGCCUUUCGCAAAAUGGGCGUCGCUGCCAGCCCGCAAGAAAUGUUGGAUAUCCUUCUUGAAACCCAGAAAAUCGUCUCUGAGCCUCAAGGCAUAUCGGACGAGGAGAAGCGAGCGGUGGCCAUGACCAUCAAUGCCGAUAUCUUGGUCUCAUUAAUACUCCUUGUCGUCAUACGGUCCUCGGUGAGACACCUUCAGGCAAGGCUUUCUUACAUGCAACGGUUCAUCUAUAUCGAUGAUGUUGAAAGUGGCGAGAUCGGAUAUGCUUUAAGCACCCUUGAGGCGGUGUUGACAUAUCUGGCUAGAGAUGCUGCCGGGCUUCGAAAAGCCUCGAAACAGAAUCAAAUGCUCUGGAACGCUGUCAAAGCGGGCAAGAUCGAUGACGUCCGGUCGAUAUUUGAAGAGUCUGCUGUUAUCACUGAUGAGCUGGUUGAGGAGCCUGCCGAGAUACCUUUGUCGAGGAUCACAACCGCCUCGAGUCACACGUCCGAAUCACGUCCCAUUGCCUCGCUUUCCCGAGCUUCGUCCAGCGACGGGGGCUUGUCACACGUCUUUCCGUUUCAAGCGGCACAAAAGAAGUCUGCGAUUCCCAAGCAGAAGAAAAAAGUGCAAAUGGCCGCGCGGAGCAUGUCAAUUUCUUCGUCAUUUUCAAUGGCGUCUAGAGCAGCUACAAUCGAAACCACACUUAGUGGGCUUGAAGGUGACACCUCUGUGCAAAGCCUGGCCCAAACACAAGACACCAUGGGGAAUUCGGUGCUCAUGAUGGCUGUUGAAAGCCAACAGCCACAAUCUCUGCGGUACCUCCUCAGUCUCUCGGAGCAUUAUUCUCCCAAUGAAGUGCUUUCAGACAUGACGGAAGAUGGAACUACCCUACUAAGUGCUGCUGUACAACUGGCCAACACCGAGCUAGUUGAUAUUCUUCUUGACUAUGCGGAGCAAAAUACGGAUGAAGCCAGGUUCAGAAGCUAUCUGGCCAUGACGGAUUCUCGUGGUCGCAGUGUGGCACAUUAUAUAUUCAACACGCCGCAGCUGAUUAAGAAACUUGCCAACGUGCUUCCUUGGAGACAAAAGGACAAGAUAGGGCACACACCUUUGUUCGCCAUCUGUCGAACAUACGACCAUGCCGACUAUAGCACCAUGGUCUCGGACGCACUCGUGGCCGCAAAACAAGCUCAACGUGAUGGUGGGCCACUACGCAUAGAAGAUCACACCGACCACAAAGGCAAUUCGCUGCUUCAUAUCGUCAAUGAUGCUGGCAUCAUGCAGCGAAUUCUACAGUAUUGCGACGUAGACCUGAAUGCCAUGAACGACAGGAAGUUCACGCCGUUGAUGCUUGCGAGUAAGUACGGUCGGGUGGAUAUGGUUCGAAUCCUCCUGGGCGAUCCGAGAAUAGACCUGCAUCUAAGGGAGGCCAGGGGCUUGACCGCAGUCGAACUGGCCAAAGACGAUGAAGUUCGCAAUCGAAUCGACGACUUGACAUUGUUUGCGCCGUCCAACAGUCCCGAUCUGGCGGGGCGCAUCACCUCGAUUGUCCGAUCCUUCUUUGUCGAGGAUGGUUCGUCAAGGUAUAUUCUGAAAUCCGGAGCCCCGAACCCGGCGGUGUCGAGCACAACCUACACGAUCACGACCAGUCGACGAGCACUGCAAGAUUUCGAGAACCUGGCCAAAUGGCUCAAGAUGGAUUCUCCGGCAUCGUACAUGCCGACGAUUGCGGCCUCGAAUUUCCGGGGUCCGUUCCAACUUCAUUCCAGACCGUCCCGGGCAGUGUUGUACGAUGCCCAAACGCAUCUUGAUCGGUUCCUCAAGAUCCUGAUGAACCACCCGACCUUUUCGACGCACGAAAUGCUCUGGGAGUUUUUCUUGGUGCCAGACAUGCUGCAAGAACAGAUGGCGGAACGGGCCAAGCUCAAGGCGGAAUUAGUCCAAGAAAAGAUCAUGGACGAAUACGAGCCAUUGACAUCUAGAGUGGAUAUGAACGCGGUUGACACGUUUGUUUCUCACUCGCGAGAAAUGGUCCGGAGACUUAAUAUCAGUACACGAUCCGUAAUGAGAAAGGGCCAUCUCUAUGUUCAAGCGCAUGCCGACCUGGCAGAAGCGUUGAGCCUGUGUGCCGCGGCAUUUGCGACCUUGGGCCCCCCAGCCACGACGCUGCCCAAGAGACACGUGGAUGCGUUUGCUAAAGUCUCCUCGUUAAUGCACACUGAGCCGGCGUCGUCUCCUCUGGCCAAUUUCGCCUCGUCCUUUGGAUCGCUACACUCGACCAUUGCGGCCGUGCAGUCGGCCUUACUCAAGCCCAGCUCGCUCAUCAGCCAAAUCAACUCGACCAACCACUCACUCGAGAAGAACCGGUCCUUGCUUGCCAACAACUCGCUGCCGCGCAAGGGUCUCAUCAUGAACAUGAACAUCAAUUUCCCGGGCACCGAAGAAAGUCGCCUCAAGGCCAACAAGGAAACUGAGAAAAAGAUUGCCCAGGCAGAGCAAGAAGUGCAGCGCCUGGGUAAAGAGCUCCGAUAUACCCAGGAAGUCGUGGUUGGUGAAUUGGCGGGCUGGACCACCUGGCGCGAAACUUGGGGUCGAGAAGAAAUCAAACGUCUGGCCAGGAAUGUCGUGGUUAAGGAGAAAGAGCGGCUGAAGUGCAUGCAGAGGGCGCUGAGGGCCCUCAAGGAGCCUUCGACUUCCAGAUACAACUAAUAGAGAGAAGAAGAGAGAGCGGUACCAGGGUACCGAUGUCCUGUACCAGAAUUAAUAUUCUUGUUCUUGCCCUUUCUGCUGGUCGAAAAAGCUACGGUAUGGACUCUGCUGUUUGUUCAAACGUUUGAGCUUGGGCUGUUGAUUGUUGGGUCAUGGGAGAUAUCCUACUGUAGGUAGCGAAUAGAGGGAGGGCGUCUGGCCUGUACCUAAUGGAAUAAUUCACGUUGAGCCAG